Messenger RNA from Olea europaea var. sylvestris, 1915 nucleotides. Its product is annotated as cytochrome P450 76A2-like. The record is from RefSeq and is a predicted model, not a curated record. Gene Ontology annotation, molecular function: monooxygenase activity; heme binding; iron ion binding. The transcript is spliced from 2 exons. NCBI's taxonomy places the organism in Eukaryota, Viridiplantae, Streptophyta, Magnoliopsida, Lamiales, Oleaceae. The coding region runs from base 110 to 1648 and encodes 512 amino acids.
CAGCACUGUAAAUUAAUUCAAAAGUCAACAGUAAUUUUAUAAGCAGAAGAUUUGUUAUCAGCUUGAAAUCUGGAGUACUGCAAAUAUUAAUAGAGACAUUAGGCUAAGAAUGAAGAUGAGUUUGAGUUCUGUAGAGAUGGAGUGGAGUUUCCUUGUUUUUUCCAGCACCAUCUUUUUACCAAUGUUGUUCUUCAUAUUCUACAAAAGAAGGCCAAAUUACAGCAGGCUACCUCCAGGACCACCUGGAUGGCCAUUAUUUGGUCACAUAUUCCAACUUGGAACUGCACCACAUAGAACCAUAGCCGGACUCAAACAAAAGUAUGGCCCCGUUGUGUGGUUAAAGAUUGGUUCAGUCAACACGAUGGUUAUACAAUCUGCAGAUGUAGCCAAUGAAUUUUUCAAGAACCAUGAUCUCUCAUUCAUCAACCGCAACAUUACUGACAUCUUGAGGUCAAAGAAUUACCACAAAGGUUCCUUGGCGUUGGCUCCAUAUGGCGUCUAUUGGCGGGUGAUGAGACGGCUCUGCACGGUGGAAAUGUUUGUUAACAAGAGAAUCAACGAGACCGAGUCUUUGAGGAGAAAGUGCACUGACAAUAUGCUCUUGUGGAUAGAAAAAGAAGCCAACUCUGUGGAAGGAAGGAGGAAUGGUAUUCAGGUGGCACGAUAUGUUUUCUUGGCAUCGUUUAACAUGAUCGGGAAUCUGAUGUUGUCCAAAGAUUUAGUGGAUCCAGAGUCGAAAGAGGCUUCAGAAUUCUUUGACGCCAUGAAGAGAAUAAUGGAGUGGGGUGGCCGUCCAAAUAUUUCAGAUUUAUUCUCUUGGCUUAGAUGGCUUGACCUGCAAGGUCUAAGAAGAAAAAUGGACCGUGAUUUGGGGAAAGCAAUGGAUAUUGCCACAAAAUUUGUCAAGGAGCGUAUAGAAGAACGUCUGGCAGGCGGACCGACGAGGAAAGACUUCUUGGAUGUGUUGCUUGAUUUUGAAGGAAGCAAGAAUGAACCUGCUAAAUUAUCAGAACUGGAGAUUAACACAUUUAUCCUGGAAAUGUUCUUAGCUGGUUCAGAGACUUCUAGCACCUCCAUCGAGUGGGCAUUGGCGGAGCUCCUACGCAACCCGAAAGCAAUGGUCAGGGUUAAAAACGAGAUUUCAAGUGUGGUAGAAUCAAACAGGAAAUUCGAAGAAAGUGAUAUCGGUAAACUUCCUUACUUGCAAGCAGUUAUCAAAGAAACCCUACGCUUACAUCCUCCCGUUCCUUUCCUCGUACCUCGGAAGGCAAUUCAAGACACUAAUUAUAUGGGAUACUUGAUACCCAAAGAAACACAAGUUUUUGUUAACGUUUGGGCCAUUGGAAGAGACGAAGAAAAUUGGGAGGAGCCUUGGGAUUUUAAGCCGGAAAGGUUUUUAGGCUCCAAUACUGAUUUCAAGGGACAACAUUUUGAGUUCAUACCAUUUGGUGCAGGCCGAAGGAUUUGUCCAGGUCUUCCAUUAGGCCAUCUUAUGAUGCACUUUUUGUUAGGCUCAUUGCUUCACGAAUUUAAUUGGGAACUUGAUUUUUCGAAAAAUCCAAACACCAUUGACAUGAAUGAGUUGAUUGGAACCGUUGUGCGAAAACAGGAACCCUUGAAGGUGGUACCAACAAAACGUGUUAGUUGAUUCAUCUUGUAAUAGACCUAUAUAUAUAUGUGUGUGUGUGUAGUCAGUGACGGAUCCAGCCGGGCUACAAAACAAAAAUAAAUGAAUUUAUCUUAAUAAAAUAAAAAAAGAAUAAAGUAGACAUUUUCAGGGGCGGACACGGGUUAUAGCAUGGUCGCGCCCGUGCUUGUAUCUGUCCCUGGUGUUAGUUGAUUAAUCUUGUAAUAGACCUACAAUAUAUAUAUAUAUAUAUGAGUAUCUGCUUAUUUGGAUGAACAAUUUGAUGAU